UCCCCGCUCCGCCAUGAGCUGCUCGGCGGACGCCGUGAAGGAGAAGCUGCUGUGGAACGUGAAGAAGGAGGUAAAGCAGAUCAUGGAAGAAGCUGUCACCCGGAAAUUUGUACAUGAAGACAGCAGUCACAUCAUCGCCUUAUGUGGUGUUGUGGAAGCGUGUCUCCUGCACAUGCUGAAACGCAGGGCUGCCGGCUUCCUGCGGACUGACAAGGUGGCUGCGCUCUUCACCAAAGUGGGCAAGACAUAUGCAAUAGCUGGAGACGUAUGCAAGAAAGUGCAGGAACUGCAGCAGCAGGUAGAAAGCAGGAAAAGUCAGCCAAAUGGGCAGGAACCCCUCAAGAGGCAGGGAUCAGCCACGAGCAAAACACCGGUCCUGUCGCCUCAGGCCAUCAAACACAUAUGGGUUCGGACAGCAUUGAUUGAGAAGGUGCUUGACAAGAUCGUGCAGUAUAUUGUCGAUAACUGCAGUAAAUAUUAUGAAAAAGAAGCUUUACUGGCAGAUCCUGUUUGUGGCCCAAUACUGGCUUCUCUUCUAGUCGGACCAUGUGCUCUGGAGUACACCAAGCUGAAAACAGCAGAUCACUAUUGGACAGACCCUUCAGCAGAUGAGCUUGUUCAACGACACCGCAUUCAUGGAGUACACGGCCGCCAAGACUCUCCUUCAAAGCGCCCAGCCCUGGGAAUCCGGAAACGACAUUCAAGUGGGAGCACGUCAGAAGAUCGCUUUGCUGCUUCGGCAAGAGAGUAUGUGGAGUCUUUGCAUCAGAAUUCCCGAACACACCUUUUGUAUGGGAAAAACAAUGUCUUAGUCCAGCCGAAAGAUGACUUGGAGGCAAUUCCUGGGUAUCUCUCCCUUCAUCAGUCAGCAGAUAGUUUGACAUUAAAAUGGACUCCAAAUCAGCUGAUGAAUGGAACUCUUGGAGACUCAGAGCUUGAGAAAAGUGUUUACUGGGACUACGCGUUAAUAGUGCCGCUCAGCCAGAUCGUCUGCAUUCACUGCCAUCAGCAACAAAGCAGAUGGACAUUAGUCUUGGUGAGUCAGGAUGGAACUCAGAGACCUCCGCUGCACUUCCCCCAAGGAGGUCACCUCCUCGCGUUUCUUUCCUGCCUGGAAAAUGGUCUUCUGCCUCGUGGUCAGCUGGAACCACCGCUUUGGUCCCAACAGGGCAAGGGUAAAGUAUUUCCAAAGCUUCGAAAACGGAACAGCAACAAAUCAGUGGACCUAGAGGAAAUGCCAGCUGAAGACACUUCCACAGACUAUGUGUUCAGAAUUAUCUAUCCAGGACACAAGCAUGAUAACAACACCAGCGAAAUGAUAGAGAUGCAAGGCUUUGGGGCAAACUUGCUUUCGUGGCAGCUGGAGCACUGCAGCCAAGGCUCCUCACGUGUCUCCUGUUCAACGGGCAGCUCUCCGUACGAUAUACCCAGCUGCUGCAACUGCAUCCAUGAUAGAACUCCGUUAAAGAUGUUGUGUGAAAGCAUGAAGAGGCAAAUCGUUUCCAGAGCCUUUUAUGGAUGGCUUGCCUACUGCCGCCAUUUGUCAACAGUGCGAACCCAUCUGUCUGCCCUCGUGAACCACACUAUUAUCCCACCUGACAAACCAUCCAGCGCCGCAGGGGGCCUGACUAAAGAGGUCUGGAGCAAGUAUCAGAAGGACAAGAAGAAUUACAAGGAACUCGAACUACUAAGAAGAGUUUACUACGGCGGGGUACAGCAUGAGAUUCGAAAGGAAGUAUGGCCAUUCUUGUUAGGUCACUAUAAAUUCGGCAUGGCCAAAAAGGAAAUGGACCAGGUGGAUGAAGACAUUGCUCUCCGGUAUCAGAAGGUCAUGGCUGAGUGGAAAGCCUGCGAGGUCAUUGUAAAGCAGCGAGAGAAAGAAUCGCAUUCUGCCACGCUGGCAAAGUUUUCGUCGGGCAGCAGCAUUGACAGCCAUGUCCAGCGACUGAUUCACAGGGACUCCACCAUCAGCAACGAUGUCUUUAUAUCCGUGGAUGAAACGGACUCAGCGGAGCGGGACUCAAAAGGUCAGGACGACCCCACUUUCACCGUGGUGUCUGCCGACACACCGGCAGCAGUAGCUGCUGUAGAGCAACAGUCUGUGGAGUUUGUCCCCGACUCUGGGCUGCCAUCCUCGAGGAACUACUCUGUGGCCUCGGGCAUCCUGUCCAGCAUCGAUGACGGGCAGAGUGUCUCCUUUGAAGAUGGGGCUGAAGAAGAAACUAGCGCUGACUUGGAAAGGACUGAUCCAGACAUACCACGUAUGCCGCAAGCCAAGUCAGUUGUGCUGCAGUCUCAGGAUUCUGUAUCAGAAGAGCAGCUGUGUUCCCAGGUGGAUUAUUUAAUGGAUGUUGCUUCUGUCUGCGCUGCAUCCUACACAAUAGAAUUAUUGGACACUGUUGCCUUAAAUUUGCACAGAAUUGAUAAGGAUGUCCAGAGAUGUGAUCGGAAUUACUGGUAUUUUACUGCCGAUAACCUGGAGAAACUCCGAAAUGUCAUGUGCAGUUAUGUUUGGGAGCACCUAGAAGUUGGUUAUGUUCAAGGCAUGUGUGACCUCCUGGCUCCUUUGAUGGUUAUACUUGACAAUGAUCAGCUGGCUUACAGCUGCUUCAGCCACCUGAUGAAGAGGAUGAGCCAGAACUUCCCCAACGGAGGUGCUAUGGACACACACUUUGCCAACAUGCGGUCCCUAAUCCAAAUUCUAGACUCAGAGCUUUUUGAAUUGAUGCACCAGAAUGGAGAUUACACUCACUUUUACUUCUGCUAUCGCUGGUUCCUGCUUGACUUUAAAAGAGAAUUGUUGUACGAGGAUGUAUUUACAGUGUGGGAAGUUAUUUGGGCAGCAAAGCACAUCUCUUCAGAACAUUUUGUCCUUUUCAUUGCCUUAGCACUUGUGGAAGUUUAUCGAGAGAUUAUCCGUGAUAACAACAUGGACUUCACUGAUAUCAUCAAGUUUUUUAAUGAAAUGGCAGAGCAUCAUAAUGCCGAGGAAAUUCUGAGGAUAGCAAGAGACCUUGUCUACAAAGUGCAGACCCUGAUUGAAAAUAAGUGAUAAUGAACAGACUGUCACUGUGGGCCUUGUUGUGAGCUAUCGGAUGGAGCAUUUCUUGCACUGUAACUUCAAAAUGGUGUUUUAAUUGCAUCUUCCAUGUAAUGUAAUAAAUAUCAAAGAGAUUUGUAA
Messenger RNA from Gymnogyps californianus (California condor), 3181 nucleotides. It is a transcript of the gene SGSM2, whose product is annotated as small G protein signaling modulator 2. Gene Ontology annotation, molecular function: GTPase activator activity. NCBI's taxonomy places the organism in Eukaryota, Metazoa, Chordata, Aves, Accipitriformes, Cathartidae. The record is from RefSeq and is a predicted model, not a curated record.